GGUCGACGAAUGGCACGCUGUUUGUUUUCGCUGAGAGUCCGCCGUUCUCCGGCCUACAUCGGCAUUUAGCGGACGCUGUCGAUGUCUCCUUCAGCGUUGAAGUGCGUCUGCGUCUUGGCGGCACGCUCCGCUCAGCUGCGUUGUGCUGACGGUCUUCUUUUAUUAUCCACUGCGCACCAGGAAAAGGAGUUUUCGAGUAUCUUCUUUUUUCAGUCGACAGAAAGAUGGGCGCUGAUGCCGGAUAAUGUGUUUGAAAGCAACAACGUGUUCUUCCGCGGUUCCAACCAUUGUUGCUCGGCCAGCGGUAAACGCAGUCUUCAAAGCCGUCACGCGGCUUCUCUUUCACUUCUUGUACUGCCUGUUAAGCACUGCAAGUUUACAUCCAGCGUUUCCUUAUCUCGUGUGGCGUUGCGAAUGCACAGAGCCCGUUUCUGAAGACUGGAGAGGCGUCUUCUUCGUUAUGUGUGAUCCAGUACGACUCGCUGUCCCUUCCGCGCAGCAUCAGGUUUUUUUUUCCCGCUUUGUAUGUGGCAGUACAGGUGUUGCAUGACGGAGGCGACUGCUGAAGAUGACACCGUCUGGGUAGCGCUUCUCACCCUUGCCUGAUGCAGCGCAUGAGGUGACCGGCGCAGGUAAGCGUGUACCACGGUGUGUCUUUCACACAAGCGGAGAUCGCACCGAUGUGGCUGUACCAGCUGGUGACUGUGGAAGCGGUGGCCUUUCUACCUCGACGGCAGAACUACGGUGAGGUGUGAGUAAAAGAGAAGGACAUGUUUUUUUUGUCCUGCGCAUUUACCGUAUCUACAGGUGAGAGCUCAAACGGCGCCCGCUGCGAACGUUUUCUGCUCGCACCGUUCGGGAGAGGCCUCCAUCUCCGUAUUGACCUUUUUUCCCUUUUCAAUUGCGUCACCGUCCUUCGUUUGUACUCUUUAUCCUUCCUUAGGAAAUGAGGAAAGAUCCCGUUGCUCUCCAUUUUCUACUCCAUUUUGUUUUUCUCUGGCGCUCUUAACGAGCGAUCUUACCAAGCAUACUUUGCUUGACGUAAAAUAAUCUAACGGUCUGCGCUCUUUGGUCGGUCGCAGCUGACGGGGACUUCGACAGGGAUCUCCACCGCCUCCUGGGGGCUGAUGUUUCUUUCAUAGCGAUGAGACUUCGUCGUUGCGGCGUUUCCGCGCAACUCGUGGUCGCAAAGAGCACUCCCACGGAAUUUGCGUACCUUUUGUUCGCGACGUAUCUCCGUGGUUUAUUGCUAUCUGCUGUGCCGCCCUUUCUCUGAUUUUGACGCUUUCCUUUCGAUCUCUUCCGUGUGAAAUAACAUUUUUGUUUGUUUUCGGUUUAUGCACUCGCAGAGCGACUGCGAUGUCCACAGCUCCUGCUCUCAUGUCUCGUCCUACACGAGCCCCCGUGCUCACCUCCUCCUCUACCAAGAAGCCCCCAGCUGAGGAAAGUAACGGUGCGUCGGAGGCAGCGGCGCCGGCUACGCAGUGCUACCACAGAAACGGAUCGAACGUAGAAGCAGCGUUAGAGACGCACCCGCCCUCGUUCUGUCACCGCCAUUGCAGCAGCACGAGCCAUCGAACAUCCGGACCGCUGCCCCAUCAAUUUGUGGUGGAGAAGCAAGGCCGCUUCAACGAGGAUGCCUGGAACACCCGCGUCUUCACCUUAGACUCUACGCACCAUCGACUCUACAUAAGUAAAGCCGAGAAGGCGACGGAGUUGUUCUAUCGUUGUAUGGUGCGCGUCGACACCGUGAAGGUGUGGCCCACUUACAACAGUCUUCGCAUCGGCGAGUGCGUCCAGAGUGACGAGGCGAAGCGGACGGUGUGCAUCAAGGGCAUUGUGGGUGUGAAGCCUUCGGCCUUUUCGUUUCUCACGCGCCUUUUUGGUUCCAGCGCCAAGAUGGUGCCGAGCACUUACCUCGCUGGCCGCCCCGUUAGCAGCACGAAGGAAGAGAAGAGGAUCGUGCGGCAGGAUGAGACGACCACGUCGCAGACAGCGUCAGCGGCAACUUCCUCAGCGCAUCGAGAUCGUGACCUGCAACCCGCCCCGAGCGGUCGAUAUAAGAAGGCGGGCGGCUCCGCAGUCCUCACAGGGUACGGGGAGUUCAUCACCGAGGUGUGGAUGGUACGCACGAUGACGACCGCCGAUCUCCAUCUGCUGGCACGGGCGCUGCGACGGGCGGUGCCGGACACGUGCGUCCUGACCGGAUUCCACAGAGCAGGGGACUCGUCCCACCCACCAGCCACCGAUGUGUAA
Molecule: messenger RNA, 2256 nt
Organism: Leptomonas pyrrhocoris
Lineage: Eukaryota; Euglenozoa; Kinetoplastea; Trypanosomatida; Trypanosomatidae
Exons: 1
Coding region: 1360-2256 (298 amino acids)
Source: RefSeq, a predicted model, not a curated record